Messenger RNA from Triplophysa rosa, 6559 nucleotides. RefSeq names its product nucleoporin 214 (gene nup214). NCBI's taxonomy places the organism in Eukaryota, Metazoa, Chordata, Actinopteri, Cypriniformes, Nemacheilidae. The record is from RefSeq and is a predicted model, not a curated record. Gene Ontology annotation, biological process: protein import into nucleus; RNA export from nucleus. Bases 146 to 6301 code for a protein of 2051 amino acids. Gene Ontology annotation, cellular component: nuclear pore. Gene Ontology annotation, molecular function: structural constituent of nuclear pore; protein binding. The transcript has 37 exons.
CAUGCGUCAUCUCCGGAUGAAGUUCAGCGCGGGUUGUUGCUAACGUGAGGAGAGUUGAUAUUAUGAAAAUAAAGUCUUUAAUUCCUCAUUAUUUGUGUGUAAUUAAAUCAAAUUCAUUCUCGAGUGAGAGUUGUGGAGAUCUGUGAUGAUGGCGGAAGACACGGACUCCGUUCCUGACAGGGAAAUGAAGGAUUUUCAGUUUCGUCAGCUGAAGAAAAUCCGUCUGUUUGCUCCACCUGGUGAUUUACCCAAAGAACGCUCAAAUCUUCUUGCUGUCUCAAAUAAAUAUGGUCUGACGUUCGCUGGCCAAGACGGAACGCUCAAAGUGUUCUUGACGAGAGACGUCAUGGCCGUCGGGCACGUGGAGGCAAACCCUAACGAAAUAGUGGAGAACGUGAGCGCUGUCACAGUGAGCGUCCACAUGUCCAUGCAUCAUCUGGCUUUGAGCAGCGAUGAGCUCACGCUGUCUGUGUGCGGCAUGCAAGACGCCGCCGAGCUCACAGUAGACUUCUACGACGUCCGCACCUUCUACAACAAGUCCCGACAGGAGAAACGUCCCUUCGCCUCCUUCGGUCCAGCAGCUACAUCAAACGUUGUUCUCCAGGACCUGAAGUGGAGUCCGGUGGACGCGUCCCGUCUGGCCCUGUGUCUGUCUGACGGCAGUAUGAUGGUGCUGGACGUCCAGGACUCUGUUAAUGUGCUCGCUCAGCAGCCUGCGUCUGCGGGGGUCACCUGCGUUUGCUGGAGUCCUAAAGGGAAGCAGGUGGCUGUUGGGAAACAGGACGCUACAGUAGUUCAGUUCACACCUACCUUACAGGCCAAGAAAGUGAUUCCAUGUCCCAGAUUCUACAGUCAGGAGAAUCCUGUCACAGUCCUGGACGUGUUGUGGCUGAGCACAUACAGCUUCGGUGUGGUCUACGCAGCAGCCGACGGCUCUCUGGAGACUCCACCUGACCUGGUGAUGGUGUCACUUCCUAACAAAACCGACCAGAGGACCGAGCUCUAUAUGAACUUUAAUGACCUGGUGUUUGGAGCCUGCACUGUGAGACAACACCAUUUUUAUCUGUGCCACAUCGAAGACUGGGAUCUCGUGUUGGCCGCGUCAGCCGCUUCUGCUGAGGUCAGCGUCAUCGCCAAACAACCAGACAAGGUGAACUGGGAGCUGUGGUUACUGGAGGACGCCAGCAGAGCCGAGCUGCCAGUCACAAUGGACAGUGAAGACACACUUCCUGUGGGCGUGGCUAUAGAUUACACCAGUCAGGAGGAGAUACAGCUGUCUGAUGAGAAGAGGGUUCCUCCAGCCCCGACACUGAUGAUACUGUCAACAGACGGAGUUCUGUGUCCAUUCUCUUUACUCAACCUCAACCCCAGGGUCAAACCUCUGACCAACGCCACCAGCCCGCUGCCCGUUGAUUGCGAGAGAGCUCCUUACACCAAGUCUCUCUCUGCACCUGCUGUGUUUGCCGCCAUCCCGUCUUUCCCAGCAUCCUCCAGCUCAGCCCCGCCCCUGGCCUCCUUAACCUUCGCUGCCCCGCCUCCAGCCUAUACAUCUACUGCAGCUCCGCCCCCAGGCACUGCAGCCCCGCCCCCUGCUUGUGUUUCGUCCUCCGCAGGUUUCUCCUUCUCUCUUCCCGCUCAGGGCUCUGUCGCCCCCUCCCACUUCUCCCUCAACUCCACCUCGUCCAGCUUCUCCUUCAGCGCUCCCAAGCCCUCCUCAGAGGCUCCCUCAGGCUUCUCUUUCGGCUCCGCCGCUCUGAAGGAGGUCAGCAGCUCCACUCCACAGCGGAUGGCAACUCCCAUCAUCAGCACCCCUAAUAUCCCAGCGGAACCCGCCCCACAGCGGAUGGCAACUCCCAUCAUCAGCACCCCUAAUAUCCCAGCGGAACCCGCCACACCGGCGGUCAGAAUGAACCUCGCUGACAGGUUUUUGGCCGUGGAGACACCAGCCUCAUCCAUCCAGCCGUUUUCUCUGACGUCCACCCCUAAACCAGCAGCGUCAGAUCCCAUCAGUCAGCCGGCAUCAGUGCUGAACUUCAGCAGAGCUCCUCCAGCCAUGUCACGCCCCGCUCAAAGCUUUGCACCUCCACUCGCUGUGCAGAAAACUGCUCCGGUCGCCCCGCCUGCGUCCACCUCUGCACCGUCUGCGCAGGGCGUUUCUGCGAAAACCCCUGAGAAACGUCUACAGCAGAAGAAAGUUUUGGACCCCGUCAUGGUCGGAAUCCACGAGGAGAUCGAACACUUUCAGAAGGAGCUGGACGAGCUGAAGACUCGCUGUAGGAACUUCGACUUCAUAGUGGGCAGCACAGACGAGAUGAGAGAGCUCCGGAAAGAAUCGGAGAACUUGCACACCUUCGCUGGGGAGAUCAAAGAAACCACCGAGUCUGUGCAUGGAGACAUCAGAAUGCUGAAGACCAGCCUGCUUGAGGGCUUUGCCGGAGCAGAAGAAGCCACAGCCCAGAGCGAACUCAACCGAGAUAAAGAUUACCUGCAGCUGCUUUACAAGAAACCGCUGGACCCUCGACGAGAAGAACAGCUCAAGGAGAUCCGCCGCAUGUAUCAGUAUGUGAAGUUUGCCAUGGAGGACGUGAACGAUGUUCUGGACCUGGAGUGGGAGAAACACUUGGAGAAGAGAAAGAAGCAGAGGCACAUGGUGGUACCAGAAAUAGAAUCUCUGUUUGCUGCUCUGGCCAAUCAUCUUGACAUCAUCCACCAGCAGAAUCAUCGUCUGGAGAAGCUGCUCAAUGACCUGCACAAACUGAGACUCUACAAACGCACGUCAGCGUGGAGUUUGCCCAGCCGGACCCCCUCAACACCUUCACAAGAGAGUUUGGACAGUGAGCUUGAGAGUUUGAAAGACGCUCUUCUGAAAGCCAGUCUGGAUACGGCACCCAGAGCUCCUGUCAAAUCACCAUCUAAAAUGACUCCAGCCAAGCAGACGCAGCUGAGGAACUUUCUGUCUAAGAGGCAGACGCCACCGGUGCGAUCCACAGCUCCUGCGAAUCUGUCUCGCUCAGCCUUCCUGUUCCCUCAGUAUUCUGAGGAUGAGGUGAGCUCCACCUCCUCGCUCUCUCAGCCUCUCGAGCCGGAGGACACAUUGGCUCUGGCAGAAGAAGAGGAGGAACCUGGACCCAUCCCCAUCGUGAUGCCCUCUGUCCUGCGGCACCCAGCGGUGGUCCGCACGCCCUCCAUACAGCCCGGCUUCAUUAUGCAGUCUGCUCCGUUCGGUAGAGUCCUGACCGGCCCAGUUCCCGUCAUUAGUAGCGCACCGAAGAUAAUCAUGGACAGCGCAGACAGCACAGCAUUAGCUACCAAAACCGUGAAGCACGGAGCCCCGCCCACCGAGAGGACCACACCCACCACUAUCCCCGCCACUCAGGCUGCAGCAAGAGCCGCUCUCAACAGAUACAUGAGCAGCCAGAAACCAGGAGCUCCUCUGACCGAGUCCACUCUCAAGGUCGUUCCUCAGGUGGUCAACGUGCAGGAGCUGAGAGAUGAUGGACCACCGGCACCCGUGUCCACUGUCAUCAGCUCGUCGGUUCCCACUCCAGCAGCUCAGGUGGUCCAGCAGGUUUUGGCUACAGUGGAGGCCAGUAAAAAUUCGUUUCAAGGAGGUUUAAAGGUCUCGGCGCCUCUGGCAGGAGCCGCUCAAAGCACACCAGUGGGUUUUUUGUUCGCUGCAGCAGCAGACGCAGGCGUAACUUCAUCAUCCGCCACUGACAGAAACUCAAAGGCUCCUUCAAGCUUCUCUUUCUCAGCUGCGCCUGGGUUCAGUUUCACAAGUACCUCUCAGUCACAGGACAACACUCAAGCUAAGAGUUCCACUCUUCCAGGCAAGUUCUCUUUUGCCAGCGGUACAGCAGCUAAGAAGGCAUUUGGCUCAGCGGGAUCUGAAGAGUCCUUUUCCUUCGCUCCCAAACUGACGUCUCCUGCACAGAACGUGAGUUCCUCCACUCCUCCUCCUGCUUCAGCCGAGACCGCAACACUCCCACCGGCUCCCAAAGCUCAGGGCGGAGCCGGAGAGACCCUCGGCUGUUUCUCUGGUUUACGCGUAGGCCAAACUGACGAAGCCUCCAAAGCCAUGAGUUUCUCUUUUGGAUCAUCCAGUAACGGAUCUACAGGAUUCACGUUCAGCCCUCCUCAGAUCAAGCCUGUGGAAAGUGCCGCUUCAUCCGAUUCAGUAGUUCCUAAAGCCGAGGGUCCCAAGACGACUACACUGCAAGCAUUUGGACUGUCAUCUACGUUCCCCUUUAAACCACAGGAGGGAACGCCUCUGUCAACAACCCCAGCUUUCACAAUUCCAUCAACAACAUCUUUUCCUCCAUCCGCCACCUCGUUCGGCAGUCUCUUGCAGGCACCUCUUCCCGAGACUGUGACAAAGUCCCCGCAAACGGAGGCGUCUUCAUCAACUGAGCUAGCUGUCUCUGAAGUAAACGAACCCCCGGCAGAUCCCAGUUGUGAACCCACAACGUCAGUGACCCCAUCCACCAAAUCUACUCCUGAAGGAGCUGCUUCCUCCCAACCCGCUAGUGUCGAUACCACUGUUCCGUCUACAGACACGCCCUCAGUGCCUUCUGCCCUCACCCCAGAGGUCACACCACCACCACCGGCUACAGUUACCCCACCAGUCGAGGUGACACCCGUCACCAAACCCCCUGCAGACACCGUCUCUGCUCCUGCCUCUGAGGUCACCACCGGUCCCGCACCCACCCCUGCGUCCCAAGAACCCCCAGCAGCAUCAGACGCCACACCUUCAGCUCCGCCAUCAGACAAGCCAGGAUCUAUUUUUGCCCCAACGUCGGGCGGCACAGACGGUCCAAUGUUAGGAGCCGUCAAUCUCACCCCAGUCGUGAGUACGGCAGCACCAUCCACCCCGUCAAACCCGCCGGUGACCAGCACGCCGAGCGCAGCUCCCGUCGCAGCGUUCGGUCAGCCUCCGGCUGCCGCAUUUGGAUCUCCAGGUUUUGGCACUCCUGCCGCCUCUGGCUUCAGCAAACCGGCGUUUGGACAGAGUACCGGUGCUGGUUUUGGCCAGCCGGCAGCCCCAGGCUCAGCUAGCGGCUUCACGUUUGGGCAGUCGGCGUUUGGCGGUGCUGUGUCUGGAUUUGGUCAGCCGGCCGCACCUGCAGCUGUUACCACAACCUCCAGCGAUGGAGGAGGACUGUUUGGAUCCUCGACAGGCAGUGGUGCCAGUUCAUUCUCGUUCGCCGCCCCCACCAGUUCAGCCAGCAGUACAGGUGCUGGACACUUCGGUCAGAGCAGCGCGCCGGUCUUCGGACAGCCCAGCUCAGGCUUCGGGCAGGGCUCUUUAUUUGGCAAUAACACGACUACAUCCUCCUCUUCUGGAUUCGGCUUCGGACAACAGUCAGGGUUUGGCAGCAGUACGGUCUCUUCGUCUGUGUUUGGUCAGCAGACCAGCGGUACUAGCGUCUUUGGUCAGGCUCAGUCCGGCGGAGGUCUGUUCGGUUCCUCCGCAGGAACCGCGUCAUCUGGAUCCGGGUUCUUCAGCGGUCUCGGAGGCAAACCCAGCGAAGACGCCGCCAACAAGAACCCGUUUGGAUCGACAGGCGCAGGAGGCUUCGGUCAGAGCGUCGCUGCAGCAGGUUCCAGCAGUCUGUUUGGGAACAGUGCGGCUAAAGGCUUAAGUUCGUUCGGCGAGCAGAAGACCAGCGGUUCGUUCAGUACCGGAGCGGGAUCUGUGGCGGCGCAGGGCUUCGGGUCAUUCUCAACACCCACCAAACCAGGAGGUUUCGGCAACCCCCCCUUGUUCGGCAGUCCUCCUUCCUUCGGUGGCUCACCAGCGUUCGGAGCUCCGUCCAAUUUUGGCCCCGCCCCUUCCUUCAGCAGUCCGCUGGGUGGCUCCUCCUCCACAGGGAAGGUGUUCGGAGAGGGCACUGCGGCCGCCAAUGUGGGCGGAUUCGGGUUUGCCUCACCUUCCAACGCACCCACCUUCGGCAGUAUAGCCAAUCAGAAUACAGCGCCUCCGCCAUCGUUUGGGAGCAUAGCCAAUCAGAAUACAGCACCGCCGCCGUCGUUUGGGAGCAUAUCCAAUCAGAAUACAGCACCGCCGCCGUCGUUCGGGAGCAUAUCCAAUCAGAAUACAGCACCGCCGCCGUCGUUCGGGAGCAUGGCACAGCAGCCACCAGGGUUUGCAGCUCCGAACACUGGAUUCCCCGCCUUCGGCUCCCCUGGAGGAGUGACAGGACAUACGCUACAGACAUGCAUCUGCGGAUGGUCGAAGAUAACAUCAUACCGGGGUCUUAGAAUCCAUCAGGGCAAGAUGAAGUGCCUGACAAAGUUUUAACUGGUUCCGGUUUUGGGAGUUUUGGAAACGCAAACACCAACCAGUCAUCAUCGUCUCAGACGUUCAGUAGUUGGAGAAGUUAAUGAUGUUUCUCAUUGGCAUUUUAUCGAGUGACAUUGAAGAUCGAUAGAUUUUAUUUUUGUGUUUACAAGAAUUGUUUCAUUGAAAUAUUCAGAGCUUUGACAUAUUUUAUGUUUUCUGACAAACUGUUCAGUUCUGUUUUAACCUGCACAAUUAAAAAUAAACUCUAACACUGUU